CUCACCAGACUAUUGCACGGAACUCGAAAAGCAAGACACACCCGAGGGAGAAACUCUACCGGGUGAUCAGUAGUAGUGAAAACAUCUGAUUGUCGUAGACUCUCUCUGUGAGUGCGCCACUCCACGAGACCUUUCACGGACUCAGUGUAUUUGCUCCACCGAAUAAAUCCUAAUGUGUGUGCUUGUGUGAAAGAAUGUUUCGCUCUUAAUGUAAUCUAUUCAGUAUCGAAUCCUCUUAACAAGUAAAAUUUAUUGAAGACUAGAUUGUUUUCCAAAUAUCUGUUUGGGUCAGUAAAGAAGUCACUAACUCCUCCUUACUGUUGAACAAAAAAUCUCAGUGCGAGUGAAGUUCUGAGUCCGUGAGUAGGUCUAACCUGAGGUGAAGACCAAAUCAAUUCACUCAGUGGAGUUCUAAAGUGAGUUGGUAGCAGAACGAGGUUUAAGAGUAACCUCAAGUGCACCGACCAUCUAUUUAGAAACGCAGAGAUGAGUAACGACUAUGUCAUCGUGGAUUCGGGGGCGAACCUGGCCAACAAAAAAUUUCAACGAGACCUUGACCAGGUGUUAGAUCGCGCAUUAAAUGCGGGUGUUAAGAAACUCGUCGUUCUGAGUAGCUCCGAGAAAUCGGCCCGCGAAGCCCUGCGCCUUACCAGAUUGUACCCGGGAACGCUGUUCUGUGCCGCAGGUCUGCACCCAUUGGAAACCCAGCUCUGGGCUGACGAUAUAAAGGUUGCCUUCAACGAAAUUCUGCCUAAGCCAGAGUGCAUUGGAAUCGGUGUUUGUGGUCUGGACCUUACCAAAUUAGAAGUAGCGUCAUUGAAGCAACAGCUGUCAGUCCUCGAGGCCCAGUUACAAAUGGCACGCGACCUGUCAAAGCCAGUGGUUUUAUUUGAGAAGUCAGGCUCAACCGAGUUACUUCAUUUGCUUAGAACCUACCCUGGUCUUUCGUCCGUUGUUAUACAUGGAUUCGCCGGCUCCGCCCAACAAGCGAAGGAAUACCUGCACAAAGGGUACUUCCUAUCGAUGACGGGAGCGUUGUGGAAGGCUAAGGAGGAGAUGCAGCAAUUGCUCCGCGAUCCUGCUGUCCAAGAGCAACUUUUGCUAGCCUCGGACGCGCCUUUCCUCUUUCCUAACGCCAAAAGCAAACUUAGGAAGAGUCAGGAGGAGGACAAGGAAUCAAUUUUCUCAGAGCUUUCAGAGUCACUUGUUAGGCGGUAUUGCAGCUUUCAGCGUAACGAGCCAUGCAGUCUUGCUUUGACUUGUGAACUCCUCGCAGGCAUUUUGGAUCUGAAACCCAACGAUGUGGCUCUUAAAACUACUUAUAAUGCCCUCAAAGCGUUCAAGCUUCAGUUUUAAAUGGCUUUAACUGUUUGAUCGUUACUCAUUUAGAUUGUGGUAGUUGGCGAUCAUCAGGUCGCUAGAAAUUUUCCGCUAGCGAAAUUGGUGCGUACACGAAGACAAAUUCGUCACCGGAACCUGAAGAACAAAUCAUGUGCAAUUUGAAGCGAUGCUUCCGCUUCUGAGCAGAGCGACAUUACUAACCAGAUAAUAUAACGAGGCGUUGCGUAUAAAGGCUCUCGUCUAACAUGCUCAAAAGAUAGCACGUAAAAAUGGGUUGAAGCACUUUAAAACACAAUAUAUAAUCAUCGUUGUUAUCACGUUGCCGACGGUUGUCGAGUUGUCAUGCCUAGCUCACAAAGGUAAAAAAAGUUGUCUUCGUGAGUUUCUGUAGUUGAUUUAUCUUCCACUCAGCGUAUGUGCAAGCAAGGCAGAAGUAAAGGGAUAGCGUUAAUUUACAAUUCUUCGAUUGUAAUUAUUUGAUCGAUAACCAACUUCUGCCAACAAGCGUUUCUGCUAUAACUUGUGCCCUCUCAACGCACACAGGUGCUUUAAUCUUAAACCAAUGACAACAAUGUUAAGCAUAUGCUCAAUGAAAAAUCAGCUGAUAAUACUGACCUACCUUGGUUCCAUUCUUCACGAACUCAGUGAAACGCUACUCGCAUGGAGCAUGAACGCUAUACCGAAAUGCUGCCAGUGAAAAAUGAAAGUUACUAUCAUAUUCACAGCAUUCAAUAUAACACGAGACCGAAGAAGAUGGCGGGCACCGGAUGAAUUCUACAAAGCAGCCAUGUGCGCAUAAAAACUAGACAAACAUACUUCUUUUUGUGGACGUGUGGCUUAUUUUAAUCAUAAUGGCGAUGAUCAUGACCCCGCAUUCGAAUCAUAUCAAGAGGCGGCGGGUGCACUGAUCUUCAUAAAUAUAGUCCGUGGAAAUGCUUCCGCGAACCUUGUUUGGCGACAGGACGCAAAGGGACGCAAACGUUUGCUAUAUAGUGUCGGAGCUUUAUCUCUCUAUAUAUUAUAUUCAUAUGUUGCCAAACCAAUAUUAAUACUAAAAAUGAUAAAGUGGAAGACCAACUGUUCAGCAGUCAAAGGAAUCAGCGACAUGAUUUCGUAUCCAGUUUUAGACGUACGGUUUAAUCAAGCACACAAUACAUAACGGUGCAAUUCAACGACGUGUAGUCAAACUACGUAUUCAAAUCGGUAAACAAUACCGGGCAAUAAUGAAAGCGAAGAGAAGCACACCCUGAGAUGAUUGUGACGCGUAAACUACUUAUACAUGCGUAUGUUAGGAGCACCCUAUCAAACACACAAUAACAAUCGUAGUAAUAACACAAGGUAAUUUUCAGUACAGUGCAGUAAAACAGAAGAAAAAAAGGGAGAGGUGCACAACUAAGAUGACAAUAUUGGCACCACUAAACGCGCUGAAGAAAGAUGAAGAACGAAAAACGCGUUGAUAAAGAUUCUCAGGGGACAACUCUUGCGGAUUGGUGUUGUUUUUGUUGUUAAAAUAGUUACAGCUUAUCGUGUUUUCGUAGCUAUUUAGUGAUAAUGUUUAUUAUUUAAAAAGUGUAGUUGCGCGGCAAUAUACAACUGACAUAAAGAAAGGGAUCAACCAGUUAACACUGAUCCAAGAAGAAGAAUACGAGCAGUCUCCAAAAAAAAUAGGUUGAGACUAACAUUGCACCAAGAGCAAAGCUAAAACUUUUCUACGCAACUGAGAAGUCUUACGUAAUAUAGUAUGAGUUGCCAAACCUUCCCUUUUACUAUUAUUAUUAUUAUGGUUAUGGAUAUAAUAAGGUGGUCACUUUGACCCAAUUUGUAAAGUUGUGUAGUAUCAUCGAUGUGCUUAUACAAUACAAAAAUCUAUAAAUAAUAUAAGAACCAUUAUACGAAUAUAAAAAAAUAAAUAUUUAGAAAAUAUUUUUGACGAUGACUAAGCGAGUUUUUAAUAACAACAACAAAAACAACUGAAUGAAUAUAAGGAUCUGAUCCUUUCCACGGUACGGUAAAAUGAAGCACAUAUAAACACGUUACAAAAAGCUAUCUUUGAUAUACCAUAAAUGCGUAUAAAAAAAAACGACGGCAUUCUGUUUUUCACUCGGUAAACGCAAUGUGCGACUCAAAUCGAGCUCAAGCCAAUUAUUUGUUACGUUAAUAACUAUUGAAAUAGUAGCAUUACACAGUUAAUAAAUGAAGACGCCGGGCGGAUCCAUGGGAAAUAACUUUUAUUGAAUAGUUUAACUAUCUGUUUUUUUUUAAGUUUGUAUCACAUCUACAUUUUUAUUCAGGUUGUAACCUCGCCUAAACAUUUCAUUUUCGUCACCACUGUUGCCGAAAACUAAUAGUAAGAAAAAUAAUGAUAUAAUAAUAUUCUCGUCAGACAGUAUUGCGUCCUUUCUUGCAUGACUCUUUAAGAUUUUAUGUACGCAAGAACACGUGCAGGGAAGCUGAUUUCAGUACACUAUUUGACUGUUCCCGAUGACCAUGUGAAUUUCAUAAAGCAUAUGUGAAACAUGUUGCUGACACACAUGACUACCUUGCUUACAUCUAUAUAGAACUAGUUACAGUAAAAUUUGCAAUAUGACAAACCUUUAGAGAUACCUAAGAUUAUUUUCAAGAACAUUUAAGAAACUUAUUAAAAUGAAGUUGAGAUUUUUAGAAUCUCUAUACCUAUAAGUUCACACAUAAAUCUACGCUUUCCUUCCUUCUAUUUUCCCAUAGAAACCGCAACCUAAAAUUUUAUUUCUUAGUUAAUUAAAAGGCAAACUUAAUAAUACAAAUUAUAUUCCAUUAGAGAUUUUUACUUAAUUGACUAUGCUUCUUAAAAGCUUUCAAGUAGGUCAUUGCUUGUCACGUGAAUGUGUACGCGGUAUAAUAUCGAAAUAGGAAAUGAUAAAGUUGUGCAGUGGAAAUCAGGCUCGUGAUAUUGGCAAGAUACAAGACACACUCGUGUUAUGUUCACCCAUUGAUAUCAAGUUAAUAAAAAUAAGUUGAUUAUGCACAUCUUCACUGUCCGCAAACAUACAGCCAGGUUAUAACCCUCUUAACAAACGAUAAAUAUAAUCUCUCAUGCUUACCCACAGAGUACCUGUUUUUUUUUGCGUGUCAGUAAUAUCUUUACAAAUUCUGGGUUAUUAUUUACGCACAGCGUGUAUUACGUA
Molecule: messenger RNA, 4505 nt
Organism: Varroa destructor (honeybee mite)
Lineage: Eukaryota; Metazoa; Arthropoda; Arachnida; Mesostigmata; Varroidae
Cellular component (GO): cytosol
Molecular function (GO): single-stranded DNA 3'-5' DNA exonuclease activity
Source: RefSeq, a predicted model, not a curated record